CUUCCUCACCUUACGGCAAAGCUGAGGACGCUUCCUUAGCUUCUUUUCCCUACUCGAGAGGAAUGUCGCAAGUUUCAGGAAGAAAAUUCUGGGUUUGCGACCGUAGCUCUCGCUUUAUGGCCAAUACAGAGGUUCCUGAAAUCUGGUUGGGGUGGUGAGGCCCGAGGCAGCUUCUGGAGUUUUGGAGCAGCCCUGGUCAGUGAAAGAUGGACCCUGUAGUCUUGAGUUAUAUGGACAGUCUACUGCGGCAAUCAGAUGUCUCACUGUUGGAUCCUCCAAGCUGGCUAAAUGACCAUAUUAUUGGAUUUGCCUUCGAGUACUUUGCCAACAGUCAAUUUCAUGACUGCUCUGACCAAGUCUGCUUCAUCAGCCCUGAAGUCACCCAGUUCAUCAAAUGUACUAGCAACCCAGCGGAGAUCGCCAUGUUCCUUGAACCCCUGGAUCUCCCCCACAAGAGAGUUGUAUUCUUAGCUAUCAAUGAUAACUCCAACCAGGCAGCUGGGGGAACCCACUGGAGUUUGUUGGUUUAUCUCCAAGAUAAAAAUAGCUUUUCUCAUUAUGAUUCCCAUAGCAGGAGCAACUCAAUCCAUGCAAAGCAUGUAGCAGAGAAACUAGAGGCUUUCUUAGGCAGAAAAGGAGACAAACUGGCCUUUGUGGAAGAGAAAGCCCCUGCUCAACAAAACAGCUAUGACUGUGGGAUGUAUGUGAUAUGUAACACUGAGGCCUUGUGUCAGAACUUCUUUAGGCAACAGCCAGAAACACUACUGCAGCUACUCACACCUACGUACAUCACAAAAAAGAGGGGAGAAUGGAAAAAUCUCAUUGCCAGACUUGCUGAAAAUUAGUUAUUAAAGUAUAUUUGUGACUUUUUAAGUCUCCUCUUUCUGCCUGUCCCCAUUUAUUGGAUUGCUGCAAUAUCAGUGCCUGAGGGAAUAUGCCUGGUAGAGAAAAGGUUAGUACUCUUUUUUCCUGAUAGAAUGUCAUUAUCUGCACUACCCCAGUGGAAAGUUUCACUGUAACUCUGACUUGAGAGCAAUAUGUUCUGUGAAAAUAUCUUGAAGUUAUGCACCAAAACCUUAAAACCAACUUUAAUGUUCAUUAUGCAUGAGUUUCAAGAAAGACUUUUCUUCUCCUGUUGGUACAAAAUUAAUUUCCGUGUGGUCUCCCCUAUCGAUAUUGGCCUGUUCCAAAAUAAAAGCAAUGACCUCUAAAUCAAAUUGAGACUAUGUAAAAUCCAAAGGAAUGAAUCUUAGUGAAAAGAGAGAGUGACAACUGAAAUGCAAGAAGAAACUAUAGAAGAACUGAAACCUUGUUACACAAACCAUGUAUUUAAAGAAAUCAAAUGGCUGGAAGCAGAUAAAGACCUCACUUCAUUUAAGACCUAAUUAUUAUGAGAAUCAGUUAUUCAUUUCUGUGAUAUCUCUUCCUUUCAUCGUGCAAAGGCUUCCCCAGCCAUUUGUCUAUUUUUUGCAAAUAUUUGAUAAAGAUGAUGUUAGCCCAUCUUACCCCAUCUGAUUUUUGAAAUGCUUUAAGAAAGGGAGAAUCUUGAGUAACUUCAUUAAAAUAAAUGGCAUGAUA
Molecule: messenger RNA, 1578 nt
Organism: Choloepus didactylus (southern two-toed sloth)
Lineage: Eukaryota; Metazoa; Chordata; Mammalia; Pilosa; Megalonychidae
Gene: SENP8
Product: SUMO peptidase family member, NEDD8 specific
Exons: 2
Coding region: 207-845 (212 amino acids)
Biological process (GO): proteolysis
Molecular function (GO): deNEDDylase activity; cysteine-type peptidase activity
Source: RefSeq, a predicted model, not a curated record